Actinia tenebrosa (Australian red waratah sea anemone) is the source of this 964-nucleotide messenger RNA. Its product is annotated as protein Dr1. The record is from RefSeq and is a predicted model, not a curated record. Gene Ontology annotation, biological process: RNA polymerase II preinitiation complex assembly; negative regulation of transcription by RNA polymerase II. Gene Ontology annotation, molecular function: RNA polymerase II general transcription initiation factor activity; TBP-class protein binding; protein heterodimerization activity. Gene Ontology annotation, cellular component: negative cofactor 2 complex. Lineage: Eukaryota; Metazoa; Cnidaria; Anthozoa; Actiniaria; Actiniidae.
CAGGAUAGAGAGUGUUUUUGUUUCAAGAUGGCGGACGGAGUGGAUGAUGAUGUGACUUUACCGAGAGCUGCUGUUAAUAAAAUGAUCAAGGAGUUGAUACCAAAUAUGAGAGUCUCCAAUGAUGCCAGAGAGCUGAUUCUUGACUGUUGUACAGAAUUUAUACAUCUUGUGUCUUCUGAGGCAAAUGAUGUUUGUGGUCGUCAAACCAAGAAAACAAUAUCUCCUGAUCAUGUUCUUCUUGCACUUGAGGCACUUGGAUUUCAAAGUUACAUUGAGGAAGUCAAAUCCGUUUUAGCAGAUUGCAAAACACAAGCAGCAAAUAAGAGGAGAGCUAGCACAAAGCUGGAACAUCUAGGAAUACCUGAAGAAGAACUACUGAGACAACAACAGGAACUUUUCCAGCAGGCUAGAAUGCAGCAGGCCCAGGCUGAACAAGAAGAACUAAUGCAGCUUCAACAAGCACAAGCUUUAGCAUUACAUCAACAACAGCAGCAGCAACAACAACAAAAUCUGACUGCAUCACAACAAAACAAAAGUGUCAGCAACCCCCCACCAACUGGACAACCACUGUAAAUAAAUUGAGAUAUGAAGAAGAAAGAGAACAAGAAGAAAGAGAAACUAUAUGUAUAUAAAUUCAGUUUUCAUCUCCAGUACCAAUACAUCCGCUUAGUGUUUUAAUAUAUGUUCAACGUUAUGCAUUAAUUUCCAUAGUGCAAGAAUGCGAAUUUAGAUUUAAGGUCGUUUGAACGAAGUAUGUCUCUAUAGCUGGGGCAUAAUGUUUUACCAUUUCAGACCACGUGCCAUUCUCUUGAGAAUAAGAUUCCUUGCUUGAGUUGUAUCCAUAUGUAUGUGUUUUUUCAUGCUCAACCUUUAUGCAAAGGAAUUAGACUCUAGGGAAUGACAUGUGGUCUGAAAUGGGAAAACAUUACACCCAAGCUAAAAUAAAGAGGUCUGUUAUAAAGUU